GAUUCCGGAUGUGUUUUCAAACAGCGAAAAGCCCGAAGUGGCGAGUUUUAGCAUCGUUUAUGCGGCUUUGAAUCACCAGCACGGCUUUGUGUGUCUGUUUGCAGGCAUUUCAGUCGUCCGUGCUGGAGGAUGUCAACGCCGGACAGAGGUGGCCUACGCCGCGUAACCCGCUGAGGUACCGCGCGUCAUCUAUAUGGGCCAUCUUCUCUCAAAAAAUGGUCACUGUCUGAAGAAGAGGAGCCGGAAGCUGCGCAGGAAGAGGAGGCGGCGGGACUGCUUCCUGCAGGGCCCUUGUAUGCUCUGCUUCAUCGUGCACACCGGUGCUGAGAGCUUCGAGGGCGAUCAGUGUUUCGAGAGCAGGCACCGCACCGGCGGCGCGGCAGCCGCCACCAAACUCGCAGAGUGCUACGCUGCAUCACUGGGCUCGCCAGACGACUGCGCCGAGUUCUUCCUGUCACCCGGGGAACUGGCCGUGUGGGAGGGCCAGGGCCGGAGCCUGCUGUCUGCCGUGCCGGCCAAGCUCGUCGGUGCCCCGCUGUUCUGCGUGCCCACCGCCACUGCCGACUACGCCGAGAUGGUGUGCAAGCGCAAGUGCGGCGAGCUGCAGCGCGCCGCUCCCUGCAAGCAGCCGCGCUGCACCAUCCGUGAUGGACGCCCCGAGGGCGGGGGCCAGGAGAGAGGCUCUCCUGCUUCGGCUGGCUGCUGCCUCCAGCCCCAGCACUGCCCUUUGCCUUCCUCUGCCUCCUCCUCCUCCUCCUCCUCCUCCUCCUCCUCAGAGGAGGAGAGCUCGGGCGUGGGACUGCAGACGGACUCGGGCGAGAGUCCCGCAAGUAGCACCGCCACGCCCGAGAGCUGCUGCUGCUGCUCUUCCUCUUCGUCCUGCCCAGCGUCCUGCAGCGACGUCUCGGAGGGUGUGGACAUAUCCCGCAUCAACCAUCUGCCUUCGUCCAUUCUGCUCAAGGUUUUCUCUCAUUUGUCAGUGAAGGAGCGUUGUCUUAGUGCCUCCCUGGUCUGCAAGUACUGGCGCGACCUCUGCUUAGACUUCCAGUUUUGGAAGCAAAUUGAUCUCAGCGGCCUCCAACAAGUGAAAGAUGACCUCCUGGUAAAGAUAGCCUCACGUAGGCAGAACGUGACAGAGAUCAACAUCUCUGAUUGCCGCAACGUCCAGGACCACGGAGUGUGCACGCUGGCCUCCCACUGUCCUGGCCUGCUCAAAUACACAGCAUACCGCUGCAAGCAGCUGAGCGACCUGUCCCUCUGCACGGCGGCCUCCUGCUGCCCGCUCCUGCAGAAGGUCCACGUGGGCAACCAGGACAAGCUGACCGACCACGCUCUCAAACAGCUGGGUGAGCACUGCCCAGAGCUGAAGGAUGUCCACUUUGGGCAGUGCUACAACAUCAGCGAUGAGGGCCUCAUGGUGCUGGCCAAGGGCUGCCCUAGACUGCAGAGGAUCUACAUGCAGGAGAACAAGCUGGUGACAGACAGAUCGGUGCGGGCGUUUGCCGAGAACUGUCCCGAGCUGCAGUUUGUGGGCUUCAUGGGCUGCUCGGUGACCUCACAGGGGGUCAUACAUCUCACCAGGCUGCGGAACCUGAGCAGCCUGGAUCUCCGACACAUAUCCGAGCUGAAUAACGAGACAGUGAUGGAAGUGGUGAGAAAGUGCCGGAAGCUCAGCUCGCUCAACCUCUGCCUCAACUGGAGCAUCAACGACAGGUGCGUGGAGAUCAUUGCCAAGGAGGGAAGAAGUUUAAAAGAGCUAUACUUGGUGUCCUGUAAGAUCACGGAUUAUGCCCUGAUAGCCAUCGGGCAGUACAGCAGCACCAUUGAGACGGUGGACGCGGGCUGGUGUAAGGAGAUCACAGACCAGGGAGCCACCCAGAUCGCCAUGAGCAGCAAGUCUCUGCGCUACCUGGGUCUGAUGCGGUGUGAUAAGGUGAAUGAGGAGACCGUGGAAAGACUAGUCGUGCAGUACCCACACAUCGUGUUCAGCACAGUGAUGCAGGACUGUAAGCGAACGCUGGAGAGGGCCUAUCAGAUGGGCUGGAGCCCCAACACCUCCACUGCAUCCUAGCCAACACACACACACACACACACACACACACACACACACUCCUGUACAAUCAUGAUGACAGAGAUGAACUCAUGUUUGUCUUCUCUCUCAGCACAGCUGGUCAGUUAUAAGAGCAUUAACAUUUUGCUGGUACCAUUUCAUUUAAGCCCUUAAUCAGGUUUUGUGUUUCGUUGUUUUUGUUUUUCUGUCAUAGGCAGUCAUAAGGCCAGCAUACUUUCAGUUCAGACUUGAAAUCUUAGCCACUCAGAACAUACCGUCAUAUAUCUGUCUAGAAACCGCUCAAAGAUCAUCUUUUUCCAUGAAGGAGCAUUCACGCUAGGCAUCGCCGAUUUGAGGAACAGUUGUCGUUCGCGGGGGCCACAGGCCGGAGUUGGCUGUGCUUGGGUCUACGUUAUCAGCAGUGCUCGUCAUAUGCCCGUUAACACAGGCUGCUCUGUCUGCCCAUCCCCCGGGCCCAGAUUUACUACAUCCCCCAGAGAACUCAGAGAAACAGAGCAUCUGAAGGCUUCCACCAACAGCCAUGGUGACCAUUAAGGCUAAAUGUUUAGACUUCUUAUCAAGUGACCGUACAACAUGAAACCUGAAGUUUGAAUGUUUUCAGUAUUAGGGGUGCGUGGAGCAUCCGUGACCUGUGUUAGAGUCAGACCUUCCACUCCAGCAGUAGCUUCAGUCUUUGUUUCAGUUCAGUGAAGUAGGAAAAUGCAACUCUAAACGCGAACGUUGUUGUAGAAAGGAGUAGAGCCCUCCACGUCUGUAGACUCCUCCUGGAUUAUACCGGGGGGGGGGAGACUUUCAACACCUCCUGUUCAUCUUUCUUUUGAAAAGCAAUGUUGUUUAACUCUUGUGAUAAUGUAAACAGUGGUUUGAAGUUUGUUUUGGCUGUACAACGAUGUAGGGUGAUUUUUGAGAAAACCCAAGGGUUAUUCAGUAGGGGAUUUUGCAUAACCUUCUAUUAAUAUUGUGUUGCAAGGCGCCUGUAUUUGCCUGCAAUCUAACUGAGUUCUCGACUGAUUAAACUCAUCCAUUUGAAAUAUAGAGGCUAGAACUAAUUCAUUCCCCCUAGGUUUCCUAGCUAGCCUGUGAUAUACUCUUAUGCAAACAACCAGGGUAUUUUCCUAUUGUGUAAAAAUAGCUGCAGCCAAUUCUUGUAGCUGUUGCACUGUAUCACAUGGUAAAGGGGGAGGCAGAUCUUAGUUACAAUGUUAUCUUUUACUGUACUUGGGGAUCUGAGUCUAUUAAAAAAAUACACUUAUUCUUCUC
Molecule: messenger RNA, 3331 nt
Organism: Electrophorus electricus (electric eel)
Lineage: Eukaryota; Metazoa; Chordata; Actinopteri; Gymnotiformes; Gymnotidae
Gene: fbxl17
Product: F-box and leucine-rich repeat protein 17
Cellular component (GO): cytoplasm
Molecular function (GO): protein binding
Source: RefSeq, a predicted model, not a curated record